Molecule: messenger RNA, 2472 nt
Organism: Penicillium hordei
Lineage: Eukaryota; Fungi; Ascomycota; Eurotiomycetes; Eurotiales; Aspergillaceae
Gene: drs1
Product: putative ATP-dependent RNA helicase DRS1
Exons: 2
Coding region: 1-2472 (823 amino acids)
Molecular function (GO): RNA helicase activity; ATP binding; nucleic acid binding
Source: RefSeq, a predicted model, not a curated record
AUGGCUCCUCAAUCGGCGAAGCGGAGUUCCGCCAAAGACGAUGAUUUCGUAUUCACGCUCUCCGACGACGAGAACGAAACCCGUUUCGAAGAAGAAGAUGACGACAACGAGAUGCAGGACGAUAAUGUGCUAGCAUCAGACAACAAAAAGCGCAAGCGCGAGGUCGAAGCCGUCAAGCCCAAGAACAAGAAGCAGAAGCAACUGGAAAAGCAGCAAUUAAAAAAUGCCAAGAAGAACAAGAAGAACGCCGAGCCUGCACCCGAACCCGAAUUGGAAGAGGAGGAGGAGGACGAUGAUGCUGCAGCGGAUGCAACAGAAGACGACGGCGUUUUGAACCCCGAGUUCGAGUUCGAUGUUGGCGGUAUCGCGAACCGUGGUGUCACUGAAGGCUUUGAUGGCUGGGGUAUUGAUGAUAACGAGAAGAAGCGCUCCGGAGACAAGAAGGCUGUCGAUAUUGAUGACAUAAUUGAGCGGAGGCAGGCCAAGAAGGACGAGGCUGCUGCUAAGAAGCAGAAAAAGAAGGCUGCCGAGAAGGAAGAGAGCGCCAGCGCAUCUGAAGACGACGCUGCGUCGGGCGAUGAAAUGCCCGUUGACUUCGAGGAUGAUGAGCUCAUGGCUGAUGACGCCUUCGGCAUGGGUGCAGACGGCGAGGAGGAGAGUGAUGCUGAGGGCCCUGAGCCUGGCUCUGGGGAUGAAGAUGAGGAGGACGAUGAGGACAAGGAUGAGAAUGAGGAUUCCGAUGACGAUGCUGCAUCUGACAACGACUCCGUCGCCACACCCGUUAAUCACCCCGACGAUAUGGGCUCAGACCGGGAGUCCGAUGUAGAGAGUGAGGUGGACGAGGAGGAAGCAGAGAAGCGCAAGGCGUUCUUUGCUCCCGAAGAGAAGGUUGACACCAAGGCCAACAUGGCAAAGAUGACUUUCCAAGAAUUCAAUCUUUCCCGCCCCAUCCUUCGAGGUCUCGCUGCAGUUGGGUUCACAGACCCGACUCCUAUCCAGCGCAAGGCGAUCCCCGUUGCUCUGCUAGGUAAGGAUAUCGUCGGUAGUGCCGUGACUGGUUCAGGAAAGACCGCUGCCUUCAUUGUUCCUAUCCUCGAACGUCUCCUCUUCCGUCCCCGGAAGGUCCCUACAAGUCGUGUUGUGGUUCUGAUGCCCACCCGUGAGUUGGCUGUUCAGUGUUACAACGUUUCCGUCAAACUGGCCACCUUCACAGACGUCACAUUCUGUCAAUUGGUUGGUGGUUUCAGUCUUCGUGAGCAGGAGAAUGUGCUCAAGAAGCGCCCCGAUGUUAUCAUCGCCACCCCCGGUCGUUUCAUUGAUCACAUGCGCAACUCGCCUAGUUUCACAGUUGAUACCCUGGAGAUUCUUGUUCUCGAUGAGGCCGAUCGUAUGCUUGAGGAUGGUUUCGCCGAUGAGUUGAACGAGAUUCUUACCACGAUUCCCAAAUCUCGCCAGACUAUGCUGUUCUCUGCGACCAUGACAGACUCAAUCGACAAGCUUAUUCGUGUUGGUAUGAACCGCCCGAUGCGCUUGAUGGUUGAUUCCAAGAAGAACACUGUAUCCACCCUUAUUCAAGAGUUCGUGCGUCUCCGUCCCGGACGGGAGGACAAGCGUCUCGGUUACCUUCUGCACCUGUGCAAAGAAGCCUACACGAAGCGCGUUAUUAUCUUCUUCCGACAGAAGAAGGAAGCUCACCGCGUUCGUAUCAUUUUCGGCCUAUUGGGCUUGAAGGCAGCAGAGCUACACGGUAGUCUGAGCCAAGAACAGCGUAUCAAAUCCGUCGAAAAUUUCCGAGAUGGCAAGGUUGCCUACCUUCUUGCCACCGACGUUGCGUCUCGUGGUCUGGAUAUCAAGGGUGUCGAAACCGUCAUUAACUACGAGGCUCCCCAGAGCCAUGAGAUCUACCUGCAUCGUGUUGGACGUACAGCCCGUGCCGGCCGCUCUGGUCGUGCAUGCACGAUUGCCGCCGAGCCCGACCGGAAGGUCGUCAAGCUUGCCGUCCGCGCAGGUAAGGCCCAAGGCGCCAAGAUCGUCAGUCGUGUGAUUGAGCAAGCCGUUGCCGACAGCUGGGCGCAAAAGGCCGAGGAUAUGGCGGACGAGGUGGCCGAAAUCUUGCAAGAGGAGAAGACCGAGAAGCAGUUCUCUCAAGCCGAGAUGCAAUUCACCAAGGGUGAGAACCUCAUGAAGCACGGUAACGAGAUCAUGUCGCGGCCGAAGCGGACGUGGUUCGAGACCGAGAAGGACAAGAAGGUUUCUCGCAAGCUGGGUGCCGUUGAGUUGAACGGUCCCAAUAUCAAGAAGAGCAAUGUCAAGCUUAGCAACAAGGACAAGAAGCGUCUUGAUGAUGCGCAGAUGAGACACGAUGGUAAUAUCGGGUGGAAGAAGGGCAAGGGUGAUGCAGAGUCUGCUAAGGACCCCAAGAAGGGCAAGGGUAAGGGCAAGGGCCCGGGAUCCAAGAAAGGGAAGAAAUAA